GAAGACGCUUUGGUUGUUAGGGAGACUCGUCCCGCCUUUUGGGGGCUUUUCUUCGGCUUUGUGAUUGGCUGCUAGUGUCAGGGAAUCUCGGCGUGGACAGCGCGAGGGAAAAGAUGGCGGCGAUGGCGGUCGGAGGUGCCAGUGGAAGUCGCGUGUCCAGCGGGAGGGACCUGAAUUGCGUCCCCGAAAUAGCUGACACACUGGGGGCUGUGGCCAAGCAGGGGUUUGAUUUCCUCUGCAUGCCUGUGUUCCACCCGCGUUUCAAGAGGGAGUUCACUCAGGAACCUGCUAAGAAUCGGCCGGGCCCCCAGACACGAUCAGACCUACUGCUGUCAGGAAGGGACUGGAAUACACUAAUUGUGGGAAAGCUUUCUCCAUGGAUUCGCCCAGACUCAAAAGUGGAAAAGAUCCGCAGGAACUCCGAGGCGGCUAUGUUACAGGAGCUGAAUUUUGGGGCAUAUUUGGGUCUUCCAGCUUUCCUGCUGCCCCUAAAUCAGGAAGAUAACACAAACUUGGCGAGAGUUUUGACCAACCACAUCCACACUGGCCACCACUCCUCCAUGUUCUGGAUGCGGGUGCCAUUGGUGGCACCGGAGGACCUGAGAGAUGAUAUAAUUGAGAAUGCGCCAACUUCACACACAGAGGAGUACAGUGGAGAGGAGAAGACAUGGAUGUGGUGGCACAACUUCCGGACCUUGUGUGAUUAUAGCAAGAGGAUUGCGGUGGCUCUCGAAAUUGGUGCUGACCUCCCAUCUAAUCAUGUCAUUGAUCGUUGGCUUGGGGAGCCCAUCAAAGCAGCCAUUCUCCCCACCAGCAUUUUCCUGACCAAUAAGAAGGGAUUUCCUGUUCUUUCUAAGAUGCACCAGAGGCUGAUCUUCCGACUCCUCAAGUUGGAGGUGCAAUUCAUCAUCACAGGCACCAACCACCACUCAGAGAAAGAGUUCUGCUCCUACCUCCAGUACUUGGAAUACUUGAGCCAGAAUCGACCUCCACCCAAUGCCUACGAACUCUUUGCCAAGGGCUAUGAAGACUACCUGCAGUCCCCACUCCAGCCACUGAUGGAUAAUCUGGAAUCUCAGACAUACGAAGUGUUUGAAAAGGACCCUAUCAAAUACUCUCAAUACCAGCAGGCCAUCUAUAAAUGUCUGUUAGACCGAGUGCCAGAGGAAGAGAAGGACACCAAUGUCCAAGUGCUGAUGGUGCUGGGAGCAGGCCGGGGGCCCCUGGUGAACGCUUCCCUGCGGGCAGCCAAGCAGGCUGACCGGCGGAUAAAGCUGUACGCUGUGGAGAAGAACCCAAAUGCUGUGGUGACGCUGGAGAACUGGCAGUUUGAAGAAUGGGGAAGCCAGGUGACAGUAGUCUCAUCGGACAUGCGGGAAUGGGUGGCUCCAGAGAAAGCGGAUAUCAUUGUCAGUGAGCUUCUGGGGUCCUUCGCUGAUAAUGAGCUGUCACCGGAGUGCCUGGAUGGAGCCCAGCACUUCCUAAAAGAUGAUGGCGUGAGCAUCCCUGGGGAGUACACCUCCUUUCUAGCUCCCAUCUCCUCCUCCAAGCUGUACAAUGAGGUCCGAGCCUGUCGGGAAAAGGACCGCGACCCUGAGGCCCAGUUUGAAAUGCCUUAUGUGGUACGGCUGCACAAUUUCCACCAGCUGUCUGCGCCCCAGCCCUGUUUUACCUUCAGCCAUCCCAACAGAGAUCCUAUGAUUGACAACAACCGCUACUGCACCUUGGAGUUUCCCGUGGAGGUGAACACAGUGCUGCAUGGCUUUGCAGGCUACUUUGAGACUGUGCUUUAUCAGGACAUCACUCUGAGUAUCCGUCCAGAGACUCACUCUCCUGGGAUGUUUUCAUGGUUUCCCAUCCUCUUCCCCAUUAAGCAGCCCAUUACCGUGCGUGAAGGCCAGACCAUCUGUGUGCGUUUCUGGCGAUGCAGCAAUUCCAAGAAGCCCUGCCUGCAGGUGUCUAGAGCCUUGGAAGCAGCUUCAGGUUCUGCUCCUGUAGCACAGAAGGUGCAGUACACCAUGGGCUCUGAUUUGCCUUGCCCAUCAGAGAGGAGCAUUUCAGUCCACUUUCCUGCCUUACGUCAAGAUGGGCAAAGGAUGAGAAUUGCAGGGCUCACGCCACCAAUCUGUGAAGACUUCAGGCCAGGGCAUGAGGAAUUCAUGUUGGAUCUGCGGCUACUCCAACAGGCACUCAGCCUCAAGUGCUCCCUGGGAUGGCCCUGAGAACAUGUGGAUUGAACAACUUUUCAGCCCUUUUCUCUGCCCAUCUCUGUUCCUAUUUUGAUGAUUUUGUGUAAGGAGGAAAUACAAAUAAAGUGAGGUUAUGGCCCUUCCUGCUCCAA
Molecule: messenger RNA, 2341 nt
Organism: Eubalaena glacialis (North Atlantic right whale)
Lineage: Eukaryota; Metazoa; Chordata; Mammalia; Artiodactyla; Balaenidae
Gene: PRMT5
Product: protein arginine methyltransferase 5
Exons: 18
Coding region: 114-2222 (702 amino acids)
Biological process (GO): regulation of DNA-templated transcription; peptidyl-arginine N-methylation
Cellular component (GO): cytosol; nucleus
Source: RefSeq, a predicted model, not a curated record